This is a messenger RNA of Eurytemora carolleeae, 2199 nucleotides long. It is a transcript of the gene Srp72, whose product is annotated as signal recognition particle subunit SRP72. Gene Ontology annotation, biological process: SRP-dependent cotranslational protein targeting to membrane. Bases 127 to 2124 code for a protein of 665 amino acids. The transcript has 23 exons. Gene Ontology annotation, molecular function: protein binding; 7S RNA binding; ribosome binding. The record is from RefSeq and is a predicted model, not a curated record. Gene Ontology annotation, cellular component: signal recognition particle, endoplasmic reticulum targeting. NCBI's taxonomy places the organism in Eukaryota, Metazoa, Arthropoda, Copepoda, Calanoida, Temoridae.
UUUGUCAAACAUGGAUUGUAUGCAGAUAUUUAUAUUCAUUUUCUGGUGAAGGAAGUUCUGGAGAAAGUUCUUGAGAAGUUUGAGAAGGCUAUCGAGGGCAGAGUUUCCCGUAGAACCAUUUUCAAGAUGAUGUUUGAUUAUCUUGAUACACUUCUAAAGAGUAAAAUGUCUAAAAAGGACAGCAAAGAAGGGAAGGAGGGGGAGAUGAAGGCCUUGUACAGGGAGCUCAACACUCUCAAACAGAACGAGGAGUACGAGAAAGCAAUCAAGACUUGCAACCGUAUCCUGAACCUGGACCACGGCGAUGUUACCGCCUUCCAUUGCAAGAUAGUUGCCAUGAUCCAUACCGGCAAGUUCCAGGACGCACUCAAACAGAUUGAUGCGGGAAAACUGGACCUGGAUUUAUCCUUUGAAAUUGCCUACUGUCAUUACAGAUUGAAUGAAUUGGAGAAGAGUUUAAAGGUUAUCCAAGGCGUGAAGAAUCCUGAGCUGAAGCAUGACGAGCUGAAAGCCCAGAUCCUUUACAAGCUUGAGAUGUUUGAUGACUGCUUCUCUCUCUACAGGAACAUCAUCAAGAACUCAACCGACGAGUUCGAGACCGAACGAAAGACCAACAUCAGUGCUGUUGCUGCCCAGGUGGCUGAUCCCGAUACCAUUCUAACUGAUCAAACUGAAACCUACGAGCUCAGGUAUAACUGUGGUUGUGGGCUGGCAGCUGUUGGUGAGUAUGAUCAGGCGGAGGUUGAACUGGUCGCGGCGGAGUCCCAAGCUCGUCAAUUCCUGGCGGAAGAAGGAGAUUCGGCUGAGGAUAUAGAACAGGAAGUUGGAAUCAUCCGGGUCCAGCUAGCAUAUGUUCUGCAGAAGCAAGGUAAAGAGAAGGAGGCUCAGAAUAUUUAUAAUUCUGUUCUGAAGAGUAAACCUGAUGAUAUUGGACUAGUUGCUGUUGCAAGCAAUAAUCUUCUAGCUAUCAACAGGGACCAGAACAUUUUUGACAGUAAGAAGAGAAUCAAGGCUGCAACUGCUGAAGGAUUGGAUCAGAAGUUGACCAGGAAGCAGAGGAACAUGAUCCAGAGGAACCAGGUUCUCCUGGCAAUGUUUACAGCUCAGGUUGACUUGUGUAAGCAGUUGGUUGACCAACUGGAUAACAAUAUCCUCACUGACCGCCAGCUGAUAAUUGCCGGAGUUCUCGCUAAAUCAGGUAAAUACGUUGAAGCGGUUGAGCAGCUGGAAGGGACGAGCAGUCCUGAAAACACUCUGACAGCUGUUCAAGUGCUACUCACAGCUGGAGAGGUGACCAAGGCUGUGAGUAAGCUUGAAGGGUUGCCUGUAGACUGGAAGUAUAAACACGGUGUACUUAGCACGCUGGUCAGUCUAUACCUGUCAAUCCAGGAUAGGAACUCUGCUGCAACACUUCUCAAGGAGGCAACCGAGUGGAAUAUGAAGAAAAAAGUUUCCAACACUAAGGAGAUGUCGAUUGUUUGGAGAAAAACUGCUGAGUUUCAUCUGAAAUCAGGAGAAGCUUCUGUAGCUGCGAAGUCUCUUGAAGAAAUGCUGAAGGUUAAAUCUGAUCUUAGAACACUAGCUCAGCUGGUUCUGGCUUACGCUAAGUUUGAUCUUAAUAAGGCUAUGCAGGCUGCUAAGAAACUUCCUGCCUUUGAUGAAGAUACCUUGAAUAUAGAUAUUCAAGCACUUGAGGACUCUGCAUUCUCAAUGGGAAAGAACCUGAAGCGGGCUCCUAUUACCCCCAGAACUCCUAAAAAGGACGAAGGGGAAGGAGUUGUUAAGAAGAAGAACAAGAAGAAGAAGAAGCGUCUUCCUAAGAACUACAAUCCUAAUGUUACUCCGGACCCUGAGCGCUGGAUUCCAAGGAAGGAGAGGACAGGACUGAAGUAUCUGCCAGGACAAAGGAAGAUAAGGAAGGACAAGAGGAAAGGAGAGAAGUUUACAGGGGCUCAGGGGACUGCUGCUGGUCAGAGUGAUAACUUUGAUUACUCCGCAAAGGUUGGAGCAACCAAGGAACCAGUCAAGGCGAGUCCCCAGGCUGAACCAGCUCCUGGUCCUAGGUUACUAAAGAAGGGACCAGCUAAGGGCAAGAAGAAGAGCAGUGCUAAGAAGGGAUUCUAAAAUGAAGAAAUAUUUUUUAACGAAGAAAUAAUCUUUAACAAAGAAAUAUGCAAAAAUGGGAAAUAUUUAAAAAAA